AUGAACUGGUACAAGUCAUUCCUACCGGCGGCCACUACAAACUCGACAGAUUCUCGGUUUAUAUACGCUUACAGCGAAGCCAUUAUUGGCUUUGCUGCAAAUCUUACGGAGGAUGAAGUGAAGGACAUGGAGAAGAAUGACAACUUUCUAAAAGCCUAUCCUGAUCGCGUGCUGCCUCUCUUGACUACGCGCACUCCCGACUUCCUGGGGCUACAGACGGACGACGGACCCUGGAGGAACUACGGCAUGGGCAAAGGGAUCAUCAUAGGACUGCUCGACACCGGGAUCACACCUGAUCAUCCUUCGUUCGGCGAUGAAGGACUGCUGCCUCCGCCUUCUAAAUGGAAGGGAUCCUGUGACCCAAAAUUUCACUGUAAUAACAAACUCAUAGGGGCGAAACGAUUUUUCGAAGGUCGCAAGGUGGACAUGAGUACUGACACGCUUGGACAUGGUACUCACACCGCAAGCACGGCUGCAGGGAACUUCGUCAAGAAUGCAACAGUACUUGGAAAUGGCAAUGGCACGGCCGCUGGCACGGCACCGCACGCUCAUCUAGCGAUAUACCAAGUUUGCGUUUCUAUGGGAUGCUUUGCAUCUGACGUCCUAGCCGGAAUGGACGAGGCUAUCAACGACGGGGUGGACGUGUUGUCUCUCUCACUAGGGGGCAUUUCGCGUCCUUUUCACGACGACGUGAUCGCAGUCGGUGCCUUCCGCGCGGUCAAGAGGGGAAUCUUUGUAAGUUGCGCAGCAGGUAACUCCGGCCCGGCAAACACCUCGCUUAGCAAUGAGGCCCCGUGGAUCCUUACAGUAGGGGCAAGCACGAUGGAUCGACAGAUAAAAGCGAUCGUGAAGCUCGGUAACGGACGAGAGCUUCUUGGUGAAUCACUCUUCCAGCCUCCCGACUUUCCGUCGACCAUGCUUCCUCUUGUAGACCCAACAAGUGCGAGAGGUGGCGAUUGCAAUUUCGAUAACGUCGUUUUUGGUAACGUGAAAGGAAAGUUCGUCGCCUGCGAGAAGACCAUGUCGAGGGCCUAUCUGGACUAUAUAGUUAAGAAAGGAGGCGGUGCUGGAAUAGUAAUCUUGAACCAGGAGGAAGAGGGAGACACCACCAUCGCGGAAGCUUACUCUCUCCCGGCGUCUCGCAUCAACUUUGAAGGCGCGUCGAAUUUGAGGAACUACCUGAACUCGACGAAUAAACCGGUCGCCUCAAUUUCUUUCAAUGGUACAUGCCUAGGAACUUCUCCGGCUCCUGUUAUCGCUUUCUUCUCUUCUAGAGGGCCUAGUGGCCAAAGCCCUGGUAUUCUAAAACCCGAUAUCCUCGGCCCUGGAGUGAAUGUUCUUGCAGCAUGGCCUUCCGACGUUGGCUCAUCCACCAAAAAUUCGACUAACCGGACUUUCAACAUCAUAUCCGGAACUUCAAUGUCCACUCCCCAUCUAAGCGGUAUUGCUGCGCUGAUUAAAGCUGCACAUACAGAUUGGUCACCUGCAGCAAUCAAGUCGGCAAUCAUGACAACAGCAGAUAUAGCAGACAACGACAGCAAUCUGAUAAGGGACGAAGCGCGAAAUUCUGCAAGCUUCUUCGCCAUGGGUGCAGGGCAUGUGAAUGCUUCGAAAGCUAUGAAUCCCGGCCUAGUCUACGAUACUGAUGUCGACGAUUACGUAGCUUAUCUUUGUGGGUUGGAUUACGAAGAUAAGAAUGUAGAGUUGAUCACUGGCAAAAAGGUUCCUUGUUCGACGGUAAAGAAAAUCACGGAGGCCGAGCUGAAUUACCCAUCUCUUGUUGUGAGCCAAGAGUUAGGCAGGCUUACGGUGAAUAGGACGGUGACGAAUGUGGAAGAAGGAGAGUACUCGACGUAUACGAUCGAUAUCAGCAUGCCCGAGGGCAUAUCAAUAGAUGUGUCGCCAAGGACGUUAAAGUUCUCUGCGGCAAAAGAGAAGAAGAGCUUCACGAUAAGCAUGAAUUGGUCGACCGCCAAGACUGGCGAUGCGAAAGGAGACAUUAAAUGGGUGUCAAAGAAGCAUGUUGUGAGAAUUCCUAUUGUUAUCUACUAG
Messenger RNA from Ananas comosus (pineapple), 2052 nucleotides. RefSeq names its product subtilisin-like protease SBT1.7. Gene Ontology annotation, molecular function: serine-type endopeptidase activity. Bases 1 to 2052 code for a protein of 683 amino acids. The transcript has a single exon. Lineage: Eukaryota; Viridiplantae; Streptophyta; Magnoliopsida; Poales; Bromeliaceae. The record is from RefSeq and is a predicted model, not a curated record. Gene Ontology annotation, biological process: proteolysis.